AUGAGAAAAUGUUUAAGUUCUAUAAAAGCACACAGUAAUAAAUAUUCAAUUAACUGUCAUAUAUAUUUAAGAAAAUGGUCAAACAAUAAGAAUAAAAGGAUGUAUACUUCAUCCUUGUUAAAUUAUAAAGUAGAAGAAACUUAUAAAUAUUCUUGUGUUGUUCCGUACAAGAAUGAUAAUAUAUUCACAUUAGAAAAAGAAAUAUAUGACGAAAAAUAUAGUCACGUUUUUAUAGAUAAGAAUAUAGAAAUUGAAUCCGAUUUAUAUUAUUUAUAUAAAUUAUUGAUAAAUAGUAGAACUAUAGAACAAAUUCGUUUACAGGUUUAUAGUUCUUAUUGUGCUUAUGAAAAUAAUUUUAUUAAUGAUAUGAAAAAGAUUAAUUGGAAUGCUUAUAUUCCAUUUAGUAGUGUUUUAAGAGAACCUGAAAUUAGUAUUACAAGUAUUAAGUCACGUUUAUAUCAUACAUGUAUGAUAAAAAAUAUUAUAUUGAAUGUAAUUAAAAGACAACAACAAUUAUAUAUUGAAAAGAAUGGAGAUGAAAAUAUUUUGUUGAAAAAAAAAAAAUUAAUUUCAUCACAAUUAACUCCAUUAAAAAUUAAUGUAUUGUUUAAAUAUAAUGAAUGUAAAAUUCAUAUCAAUUUAAGUAAUAAUAUGAAUAUAAGAGUAUACGAAGCAUAUAAAAAUCAACAAUCUUUAAAAAGUACUAUAAUAGCAUCUGCUAUUUUUAAACUUAAUUUAUUUAAAUAUAUAAACAAUUCAAAGCAAACAUAUAUAAUUGAUCCAUUUUGUAAUGAUGGAACAGCUAUAUUAGAAAUUCUUAGUAUUCUAUUAACUAUACCUAAUGGAUCUCCAAGUAUUAAUUAUCCUAUCUUUACAUAUCCCUUACAUUCCCCUUCAACCUUUUAUAAUGUAUUGAAUGAAAUAAUUAUUUCUCCUUUACAUAAUAUGACACAAGUAUAUUUCUUAGGGAUGGAUGAGAAAAAGGAACAUAUCAAACAUGCAAAUCGUAACUUGAUGAAAUUUGUCCAAACCAUUCCUUUAAAAAAUGAUAUAACAAGAUAUAAUGAUCACCCGUCGCUUAAUAUAAAUGAUCCACAUGUACAUACUCUUGUCGGUGAUAUAAAGAAUGUAACAUCAAACCAGAAGAACAACUACAUUUACAUAAAUAAGGAUAAUAACAUAAAUUAUGAUAACAUAAAUAAACAUGAUGAUAAUAAUUCUUCAGAUAGCCACAUAAAAAAAAAAACAUAUAAACAACUCGAAACCUUAAGCACACAACAAUUAAAAGAUCUUUUUGAUAAUGAAAAAAAAAGCGAAAAGAUAUCUAUAAAUAAUAAGUCAUUUUUAUUAAACAAUAUAAAGUUUUGUUCAUUUAAUUUUUUAAAAUUAAACAAUGUUAUUGAAAAUUGUAUUAUUAUUACUAACAUUAUGAAUAUGGAAAAGAAAAAAAUACUCAAAUUUGAGAAGAUACUUCUUCGUUCAUAUAUAUUAAAUGCAUAUGUUUUUUCUAAUGAAAAAUAUAAAGAAAACACUCAACUACAAUUUAGGCUCAUAGCACGAUUUAUAUCGAAUGGUCAGAAUGUACUAUUUCUACAGCUAUUUAAUAAAACAAAAAGAAGUAGAUAUGAGGAUUAUGAGGAAAAUUAA
This is a messenger RNA of Plasmodium reichenowi, 1647 nucleotides long. RefSeq lists its product as hypothetical. The record is from RefSeq and is a predicted model, not a curated record. The coding region runs from base 1 to 1647 and encodes 548 amino acids. The transcript has a single exon. Lineage: Eukaryota; Apicomplexa; Aconoidasida; Haemosporida; Plasmodiidae.